Molecule: messenger RNA, 1666 nt
Organism: Neomonachus schauinslandi (Hawaiian monk seal)
Lineage: Eukaryota; Metazoa; Chordata; Mammalia; Carnivora; Phocidae
Gene: ID4
Product: inhibitor of DNA binding 4, HLH protein
Exons: 2
Coding region: 423-908 (161 amino acids)
Biological process (GO): circadian regulation of gene expression; negative regulation of transcription by RNA polymerase II; cell differentiation
Cellular component (GO): cytoplasm; nucleus
Molecular function (GO): transcription regulator activity; protein dimerization activity
Source: RefSeq, a predicted model, not a curated record
GGCGCGCUUGUGAGUCUGUCUGGCAGUGGGGAAGCCUCCGGGUAGGGGAGCGCGGCGGCGGCGGCGGCGGCGGCGGCGGCGGCGGCGGCGGCCGGGCUGUAGUCGGAGCUCCGAAGGGAGUGACGAGGGAACCCGGCGGGCUGCUUUCCUUCCGCUGCGCUUGAUUUUUCUUGCCUUUUGGUCCCGGCCGAGUGUCGCCCACUGAGCAGAGAUCCCCUAGCAAAACCCGGAGCGACCCUGCCGUCAAUUCUUGGGCGCGGGAUCGCCGGGAGCUUCGCGUGCCCCGAGCGCGGACCGAGCGCGCCGGGCGCGAAGGCAAGGGGAGCGGAGCCGGCCGCGGGCGGGGGCCCGGAGCUUGCCUGCCUCCCUCGCUCGCCCCAGCGGGUCCGCUCGCGCAGGGCGCAGGGCGCAGGGCGCGCGCGAUGAAGGCGGUGAGCCCGGUGCGCCCCUCGGGCCGCAAGGCGCCGUCGGGCUGCGGCGGUGGGGAGCUGGCUCUGCGCUGCCUGGCCGAGCACGGCCACAGCCUGGGUGGCUCGGCGGCCGCGGCGGCCGCGGCGGCGGCAGCGCGCUGCAAGGCGGCGGAGGCGGCGGCCGACGAGCCGGCGCUGUGCCUGCAGUGCGAUAUGAACGACUGCUACAGCCGCCUGCGGAGGCUGGUGCCCACCAUCCCGCCCAACAAGAAAGUCAGCAAAGUGGAGAUCCUGCAGCACGUUAUCGACUACAUCCUGGACCUGCAGCUGGCGCUGGAGACUCACCCGGCUCUGCUGAGGCAGCCGCCACCGCCGGCGCCACCGCACCACCCGGCCGGGACCUGUCCGGCAGCGCCGCCGCGGACCCCGCUCACGGCGCUCAACACCGACCCGGCCGGCGCGGUGAACAAGCAGGGCGACAGCAUUCUGUGCCGCUGAGCCGCGCUGUCCAGGUGAGCGCGCGUUUCCCCCCUCCAGUGACGCCCGUCCCCAGGGGCUUCCGGUGCCAGGCACAGCAGUGUUGUGUGCUCCUAAGCAUUUCUGAGGGCAAAUCCCAAUGAAGGGGACAACCCCCGUCCGUGCCACCGUACUUCGCUUUGGUAAUUGGGGGUUCACUCUAAAUGGAGACGGGUCAGCAGCUCCUGUCCCCGUCGUCCCCGCCACGCCACCCCCGUGCCUCUCCCACGACCAGCGGGCUCUAAUGCCUUCCUCCCCGCCGAGGGAGGGCACCCUCGCGGGCGUGGAAACUGCCCGAUGCGCACCCCCCCACCCACCCUCCCACCUCCCCCCCACGCUGUCUGACACAAAGUGUGAUGCGGGCAGGGCCUGGGAGUGGAUCCCCAAUCCGGGCUUCCCGGGGGCCAGCAGCUGCCUGCCGCUCUCCUGGCCGGCUGCGGGCUGCGGGUGUUGUCUGACCUGGUGGUUUGUUUUGGGUUGUUGAUCAAGCAUGUCUUGAGUUUGGUCGGUGGCGCCAGUUAGUCUGCAGCGGGAAGGUUCACACACCCCCUCUAUUCAUUCCUCUUCCACAGGUGUGCGGCCGCCUGAGCCCGAGCCAGGAGCACUAGAAAGGGAGGGGGAAAGAGCAGAAGUUAGAGAAAAAGCCACCCGAGGAAAGGAGGGAAAAAAAAAUAUCAGCAAAUCCUAGAAACGAUUCAUUCGUCAUUCCGAGAGAGAGAGAGAGAGAGAGAGAGAGAGAG